UCGUCUGUCUCACACACACACAGACACAGACACACACACACACACACACACACACACACACACACACAGACACAGACACAGACACACACACACACACACACACUUCCCACCUGCUCGCUGCUUCUCGCUCGUCCAGCUCACUCUGCUCUCACACAUCCAAAAUGGCGGCAGCGUCAUCCAUCCAGCCGCCGAGCGUCCACUCCUCUCGAGCCCGGGAGAAUGUACUUUCCCCGGGGAUGAACAGCCCCGAGGGCCAGCAGCCGGAGGACGAAGAGGCGGCGGCGGCGGGAGCGCAGCCCUCGGAGCCGUGGACAAGCCUCCGUGACUUGCCCGAACUGGAGCCGGAGGAGAUAGAGGAGAGGCUCGCGAAAACUCGCCAGGAGCUCAGCAACAGGCGCAAAAUCCUCAUUAAGAACCUCCCGCCCGACACGACUAACCAGGAGGUCCAUGAAAUCCUGAAAGAGUAUGAACUUAAGUACUGCUUUGUUGAUCGCAAUAAAGGCACAGCCUUUGUGACUUUGCUGAACGGGGACCAGGCUCAGGAUGCCAUCCGCUCCCUCCAUCACAGCACUGUCCGGGGACGCCUGAUCAACGUCACCCUGCAGCCUACAGACUCCCUGCUCUGCCUCACCAACCUGCCCCACACCUUCACUGCCCAACAGUUUGAGGAGCUGGUGCGUUCCUACGGAAACAUCGAGCGCUCCUUUCUGGUGUAUAGCGACCUGACGGGACACUCCAAAGGCUACGGAUUUGUUGAAUACAUGAAGAAAGACUCUGCUUCGCGGGCCCGUUCUGAGUUGCUGGGACGGCCACUGGGUGAUCGCUCAUUGAUGGUGCAAUGGAUGGAUGUCAACCAGUUGAGCCAGGAAGAGAACCUGCAUUCCAAAUGUGUGUGCGUGGACCGACUGCCUCUUGACCUCUGUGACUCUGACGAGAUGACCCAAAUCUUCUCAGAAACCUACAAACCGAUCUUCUGCCAGCUUGCCCAGGAUGAGGGCAGUCCCCUACGAGGUUUCGGCGUGGUGGAGUAUGAGUGUGCUGAGCAGGCAGAGUCGGUGCUGAUUGAGAUGGACAGAAAACUGGUGGGAGGACAGGAGGUCCGUCUGUCACUCUGUACCCCUGGCACCUCAGGAAGAAGCACCCUGGCUGCACUUAUCGCCGGGCAGGGUAUGAUUCUAAGUAAGAGGAAAGGGCUGCUGCCGGAACCGAACCUAGCUCAGCUGUUGACCAGUAUGACAAACCCUGCAGCCUUGCAGAUCCUCAUGAGACCUUAUCACACUGGGAAAAGGGGAGGGAAGUAUGGCCGUCACACAAACCUGCCAUUCCUCAGACCGCCGCUCACCACAGCUCUUCUUACACUUGGAAAAGCUCAUCAGGUCACAACCGUAUCGACUUGUGUGUGUGGAAUGAUAAUGCUAAAACAUUGGGUCUUCUUUUGCUUGCAGAGUGCCAUGUUCGGUAACGGACUCGUAUUUCAGAACCUCCUGCAAAUGCAGCUCGCUCAGCAGCAGUUUUUACACAUAAAAAACAAGUGCAUCAGCAGUGCCUCCAGCCUGCUGGGAGAUCCAUCCAGGUUGCUGAUGCAGAAAACAUUACCUCUGCAGGCUCCAGGCCUCAUAGCACUUGGGAAGGGCCUCCUGGGAGACUCCCCCUCAGAGUUUUGCCACAAGCCUGUGCCAGCGUCAAGCCACAAUGCCACAGUACUGGUGUCAGCAGCAGGCGCGAUAUCCUACCUGCAGACCCGACCCGGUGGAGAACAAAACAGCAUCCAGUCGAUCUGCACCGCCUCCGCCCCCUCCUCUUCCUCCGUCCCGUCUUCCUCCUCCAGCUCUGGUGACAGGCAGGCUGUCCCUCCAGGGAGUGUGAUGCAGGGACAUAAUUACUCUUUGGGACUAAGUAACUCAGGCCUGUGUGCAGUUCCACCUAAACCCCCAGGAGGAGUGUAUACAUCCACAGGGCAUCACAACAGUUCUGAUGGCUCCUCGCCGGCCAACAUGGUAAACAAUGGCCAGAGUUCUCUGCUGGGAGAGCCCCCCAAAGAUGUCAGACUCCCCUCAAAUCCGUACCUGAAUCUAGCCAGUGUAAUGCCAGGGGUUGUUCUGCAAGGGUCACUGGGCAGUAAAUCUCCGGCAAUGCCGCCGACCUCGGGCCUGUACGGCAACUCGGCGACCCCCGUUGUCUCCCAGGGUAGCGGCUCCUUCUCCCACAAUGCGGCUCCUCCCAGCACAACCUCCUACAAUACUGACACUUCCUCUGACUUCAGCCAGUACAACCAAGCCUACACGCAGGAGGCCAUGCAACAGUGGUACCAGCAUUACCAAACAGCACAAGGCUACAACUCUGCUAUGUCACAGGACAACACAGCCACGGAUUACACUAAGGAUCACACACAGAUUCCACCAGUUUCCUCCUAUGGUGAUUACAGCUCCUACAUGCAGACAGUCACUCAGUGCUACUCCCAGUCUACAGCUACGCACGGCUAUGCCAGCAAGGAAGUGGAUGUGUGUAAGCCUCUAGGCGUGGCUCUUCAUGCUGUCAACGAUGGCGUGGCUCCUCCCCCGGCUGUCCUACCGACUGCUGCCAUGCUGCCCACCUACAGCACCCUGCCUCUGAUGCCCGGUUUCCUUGGGGCGCCGCACCCGAUAGCGGCCACGCCGAGCCCUGUCACACAUGCGCAAGCUGCCGCCACCGACUGGAACACCUACUAUUAUAACCAGACGCGGGGCCACAAGAGGGAGUAUCCCCAGUUGGCGGUGCAGGAAGUGACGUCAUCAGAUGGCGGCUACAUCGGGCAGCACUCCCAAGGCCUUGGGGGACAGUAUGCCGACUAUUUCAAGAGGAAGAGGCUCUAGAGUGACAUGCUCGCUGGGGGUCACAGCUUCUUCGAGUGGCUGAAUCUUUGAAUACUGCUUAAUAGUAAACGGGGGGGGGGGGCCUCGGUUUACGACAGCGUUCCAUUCCUUCGGCGGCGACGUAAGCCCGAUUGGUAUGCAAGUCGGAGCGCGCCGUAGUCCAUUACAAACCCACGCUAACGCAUAGUAGAGUCAUAUUGAUGUGCAUAUUUGUACAAAAAAACAGUUCGGGCCAGUAAUAUACAACAAUACGUUUGGCGGGAACUAAGCGUGCCUUCUUGUGCUGUGUGAUGAUGUACGUCUUCUUACGCCGCUGCAAACUAGUUUACUAGGCGGCGUAACCUCGAAAAAUCAUGUGUCACGACCGUUGUAAACCGAGGCCCCCCCCCCCCGUGCAGGUGGCCAUCUGGAGGGCAGCUGCCGUACAUUGUGAAAAUCCACCAGGAACCUCCCCAUUUUGAAUUGCCUAUAGGUGCCACAAGAAGGUCUUUUGCCUACUUUUGUCUAAUGAACCUCCUCAAAUCCCUUCAACCUAGUUCAUUGGAAGAAAGAUGCCACAAGAUGGUGAUACUUUUCCUGCUCUGGCCUGAGUAUUGCAGAAAAUGGGAGUUUUUCAGCAAUGAAUGGAGGGCAGGUUUCCCCCCAAAAAUCUCAAAAUGAAUUUGCAAAUGCCAAAUCGCAAAUAUACAGGGGUUCACUGUAAACCUAAAUAAUAAUAAUAAUAAUAAUAAUGCUGUUGCUUGUGUCCAGGUCAAGCCUUAACUCUCUUUGACUAGUCAUUUUCUCCCCCCCUAGUCAGUGUCAACUAUACUGAUAUUACCGUGUACUCGUAUGAUAUAAACUCGUGUCUGCUAAAAGACUGGUCAAACGAACACUUGAAACUGAUGGUCCAACAACAGUCUGUCUGAUCCUUUUCUCCUGCUCUUUCUCUUUUGAACAUGGGCAGCUGUUACACGUGCCUCUGUUUGUGUGUGUGUGUGUGUGCCCAUAGGAAGUGUCAGCCAUUUUGUAAUCCCAACACUGGGAGGACAUCAAGAAACAGGGCGUGGACCAAUAAGAGCUCUGUUGACAUACAUGAAUAAUAGACUGAAUAAAAGUGAGUAUACUUGUGUACUGUACAUAUUAGAGCAAGCCAUGUGUGACACACAGCUGUGUAUUAAGGACAUUUGUCAGCUCUGUUGUGAGCAUAAUGUAUCACAAGAAUGAAAACAUUAGCAUAUUGAUUUCAAAUCCAGUUUGCUGUAUAUUUGUAACCUAAUGUUUUUUGAGUCACAUGGCACCAUGUCAUUUUGAAGGGGGAAAAAAAAAAAAAAAAAGUUUCUCCCUCUUUUUAAUUGACUUUUACAAGUUCACAUUCUUCAUGAGGAAAAACAGGGUCAUGGUCUCAUUUAUUUUGUUUUAACGCCAAACUUUAAGGCUAGGUUCACUUUGUGUAUCCGGUAUGAGGAGGCCUCUUUUCAUUUCCCCACAAUAAUCAAGCCUCGUAGGCCGAGGUCAAAUGCGACAGACUUGGAAUGAUUUCCAGUCCGUAUUGUUUUUUGUUUAUUUUUUAAAUCCAACAUUUCUUGUGGGGACUUACACUCCAUUGGCCAACAGUUUGCUUUUUGGGUCGCUUUUGAAGCCUGUUACGGAUAUAUCCUCAGAGUGUAGAACUAAAGUAGAACUUAUUCGGUUGCAUCUGUGUCAUCCAAAUGUUUAGCUUAGUCACACAGGAAAUGUUUUGGAGCUUUGUCUACACCAGUUUGUGGAUCUAGUACUUGGAAUAGACAGCAACAGCAUUUGAAAAAGGAACGUUCUCAUGAUAUGGACAAAAUACGCAGUGUAGUUGUGUGUGACACCCACUCAGUAUUGUGUCGAGAUGGUACACAAUACUGAUACUAAAUGUUGCUGCAAUAAGCGAGGGUUGGUGUGGAUUUGAUUGGAAUCGCUGUUCACCUUCCAAUGACCCUUUUUAAAAAAAAAAAAAAAAGCACAUACAAUCUGUUAUCUUUAGAACAAAAGCAGUGUCUGACAAAUGUUUUUCUUACUCAUUUUGGCAGUCAGUUUGCUGUAAAAAUGCUUCAUGUCCAACUUUAAUUGAUUAUCAAUGAGGGCUUGCUACUUUAGUAUUACUGCUUGUUAUGGCAAUAAAUAAGGCUCUUACUGCUGUUGAAUGUAUUAUAAUUACUCCUCUAGUACAGUUUUAUAAUAAUUUUACUUACCGAGGACUGUUCGGGCCACACUGAAAAGACCCCCAAACAUGAGAUGUUACAAGUAUAGUAUAAGCUCAUGUCAUUUUUUACAAUUGGACAAUUACGACACAAAAAGUCAAUUUCAUAUCAUAUGAAGUCUUUUUUUACAUUUAAAAAAAAAAAAAAAAGGAUAAUUAUGACACAAAGUUAUAAUUUUAACAAGGGAUUUAAAAAUUCCCACACAACAUGAACACGACAUUCCUUGCGUUCAAGCACUUCGACAUUAAUAUGAGAAAUCUGCAAUUGUGACUAUAUUUGCUUCAUUUAAUGACUUUAUUCAAGUCAUGAUUUGUUUUAAAUUAUUUCUCCUCAUAGUUCGCAACACAAUUGUGAAUUUAUUCUUGUAAAAUUACAAUCUAAUACCUUUAACGACUUUAUUCACAUAAUUGUUUUAAAGAAAGUCUCUUACAACUUUUUUUUGUGUGUAAUUCCUUUCAUUUCAUAGAACUUUGCACAAUUUGCAUUUUGUCAUUAUUGUCAAGUUAUUCUUUUCAGUGUUACCCUAAUACUCCUUAAUAUAUUAUAUAUAUAUAUAUAAAUAACCUAUUUUAUAUAUAUAUAUAUUUUGUUUUUUUAAUUCUGCUACUGAUAGAAUUGUACAGUGCAGUACUUGCGUGGCCAUAGCAACACUGAAAAGCAAUAGCAGAUGAGAUAGUGAACCAUUUUUUGAGGGUCACCGGGCUAACGUGUUCUUCCAUACACCAUUUUCUUACUCGUAUAUACUACUCUAGUCUUAUGAUGUUGUCAUGCUUAGUGUGCUAUACGCCGUGAAUAUUUGUCACACAACAUUAGUCACUGUCAUUACUUGUUUCCCUAUGUUGUAGUGAUACAGUAUAUUCCCCGUUUUGUGGAAUCAAUCGGCUUCUCUAACCUUCGUGUACGUAACUGUAUGAUGUGUCAUCUUCCAGUUUGUGUAAGUAUCACAUAAUGCAUAGAACUACCCAUCUUAUGGAGAGGCGUUCCAAAGAGUUUGCCGUGCCAGCGCUCACAAAUCAAAGUCCCCACAAACGUUGAGUCUACCACAGACUAAGGGCUCGUGAACUGCCGAGUCAGCGGGCUGGAAUGUGCUGUCGCUACGCUACUCUCGCCAGUCAUCUGUGAGUUAGUGGGAGUGUUGCAGCAUGGUCAGCCCUUUCUGGCAAAUGUCUACUUUAUGUCGUCUGUUGCACGGGUGGGGAAUGGACGGUGUGAGCGUUUGAUCAGGCCCGUCGUGCAAUUCUAAGAACAAAUACAAAUCUCACACGACCUGUUAGAAAAAGUUGGGCGGCACACUUAAAAUUGUUACAUUUUUUUGGGAGUAACUUUUCAGCCUGGCCUAAUGUCUUCAUUCGUCCAUCUUUCUUUUGCUGAAACCUGCUUUCCUGCCUUCCUUCCCUCUAGCUCAGAGCCACUGUAAUUUUUUUAUUGCAACCUUCCUUCGCUUAAAGCUACUUUUCAGCCAGCCUGCCUUCCUUCAGUUCAGGUCCAAUAUUGCUCUAGAAUCGUCAAUAUUUUUGUUCUUGACUCAAAUGAUUUGCCAUUAGUCACGGUACCACUACAAAAAUAAGUUGAUUUAAAAAGUGUUGACCUACUUUUUGGCUCAUCUUGUAUAUUAAGCAAUAGAUGUUUGACUAAUGUAGUAUCUAUUUUUUUUCAUUUAUUUAAUGUGGCCCUCAAAAAAAACAUAGCAAACAGGUUGCCCACCUCUGCAGUGUUUAGAGUUGGGCCUUUAAAUCCGUUUGCGUUUGCUCAAUGUAGACAUUAGUCAGUGCCCCCUGAAGAUAUCCCAAAAGUAUUUUCAUGUUCAUGAAAAUAUAUCAUCUUUAUGUGCUAUCGCUUUUGUAUUCACUUUCAUGUCCAGAAUUGUAUUGUUGUUUUGUUUGGCCAAACGGAGCGUGUUGCAAAGGCACAAGUACACUGUACCUAUGUUACAUUGGUAAGAUGAGGCUGGCCAUACAGUAAAUAACUAUGUGAUACUUACAAUAUCAUAUUGCAUAUGACUUAAGAUGAGGAAUAGUGCUUCACACUUUGUAAACAUAAGGCUUUUAUUUAUUGGGGAUCUGAUAUACUGAUUGUAGAUUUUGCUAUAUUUUAUAUCACUUUGAUUGUUUUACUGUGAAUGCAGUAUUUCCAGGGAGAUUUGCAACGGUUACAUACAGUAUAUCUUCAUGAGUUAGUUAAUAUUACAUUUGGAAAGACAAAGAAGACAGUUGUUUUAUUUAUUUUUCAAUUGUAGAACUAUGGACAUUUUACUGUUGUCUUUUUUUCUUUUAAAAGGAAUUGUCUUUUACAUUCCUAAUUAAAGUGUGGACUCAAGUGUG
This is a messenger RNA of Phyllopteryx taeniolatus (common seadragon), 7383 nucleotides long. It is a transcript of the gene raver2, whose product is annotated as ribonucleoprotein, PTB-binding 2. Gene Ontology annotation, cellular component: cytosol. Lineage: Eukaryota; Metazoa; Chordata; Actinopteri; Syngnathiformes; Syngnathidae. The record is from RefSeq and is a predicted model, not a curated record. Gene Ontology annotation, molecular function: mRNA binding. The transcript has 15 exons. Bases 162 to 2852 code for a protein of 896 amino acids.